AACGCAUCUAGCAAUAAAAGAGAACAGACGCAGCGACACAUCGUGAAAUAUUUAAAUAAACUCAAAUGUACGACAUCGCAUUGAAUCAAGAGACGCGCAAUUUAUUCCAGCUUACCCCAGUUGGAAGGUAUUUCGUAUCCCAAGGGGGCUAUCCAGCUUUCAUGAACGACGUGAUCAUGCCCAUGAUUGCGAAACUUGCAGUCGAACUUCACGAAGCAGGGAUAUCAUGCAAUGUGAUGUACCCAAUAGUACGACGACGAGUGCAGAACUACGUACUCGAAGGGGCUGCAAAAGAAGGAUUUCUAUGCGCCAGGCCGCGUCGCAGAAUAAGACAACAGAACAGAGAAGAACAGAACAGAAAGGGCUGCACAGAUGACAAUGGCUGCAUUUAUGGCAAGGGCUGCACUGAUGGUGUCAAGAGCAGCACAGUUAACAAGGGCUGCAUUGAUGGUAAUGGCUCCGCAGAUGACAAGGGCUGCAAUGAUGAUGCCAACAGCCGCCAAGAUGACAAGACCUGCAGAGAUGACAAGGUCUGUAUUGAUGACAAGGGCUGCAAUGAUGAUGAUAAGGACUUCACAGAUGACAAGGGCAACAUUGAAAACAAGGGCUACCCUGAUUACAAGGGCUGCAUCAAUGACAAAGGAUGCACUGAUGAAAAGGCCUGCACUAAUGACAAAGAAUGCACCGAUGACACGGGCUUCAAUGAAGAUGAUAAGGGCUGCACUGCUGAUGACAAAGGCAGCAGAGAUGAAAAGGGCUGCAUUGAUUGCAAGGGCCCCACAGAUGAUAAGGGCCGCAAUGAUGAUGCCAAAAGCAGCAUAGAUGACAAGCGCUGCACAGGUGACAAGGGCUGCGCAGAUGACAAGGGCUGCAAUGAUGAAAAGGGCUGUAAUAAUAAUGAUAAGGGCUGUACGGAUGAUGACACGGGCUGCACAGAUGACAAAGGCUGCAUUGAUGACAAGGGCAGCACAGAUAACACGGGCUGCGCAGAUGACAAGGGAUGCACGAAUGACACGGCCUGCGCAGAUGACAAAGGCUGCGCAGAUGACAGGAGUUUCACAGAUAACAAGGGAUGCACUGAUGACACGGGCUGCGUAGAUGACAAGGGCUGCGCAGAUGACAUGGGUUGUGCAGAUUACAAACGCUGCACAGAUGACAAAGGCUGCGCAGAUGACAAGGGCUGCACAGAUGACAAGGGCUGCGCAGAUGACAAAGGCAGCACAGAUGACAAAGGCUGCGCAGAUGACAAGGUAUGCACUGAUGACAAGGGAUGCGCAGAUUACAAAGGCUGCGCAGAUGACAAGGGCUGUGCAGAUGACACGGGCUGCGCAUAUGACAAAGGCUGCGCUGAUGAGAAGGGCUGCGCAGAUGACAAAGGCUGUGCAGGUGACAAGGGAUGCUCUGAUGACACGUGCUGCGCAGAUGACAAAGGCUGCACAGAUGAAAAGGGCUGCGCAGAUGACAAAGGCUGUGCAGAUGACAAGGGCUGCGCAGAUGACAAGGGAUGCACAGAUAGCAUGGGUUGCGCAGAUUACAAAUGCUGCGCAGAUGACAAAGACUGCGCAGAUGACAAAGGCUGCGCAGAAGACAAGGGCUGCGAAGAUGACAAGGGAUGCACAGAUGACACGGGGUGCGCAUAUCACAAAGGCUGCGCGGAUGACAAAGGCUGGGCAGAUGACAAUGGAUGCACAAAUGACAAGGGCUGUGCAUAUGACAAAGGCUGCACAAAUAAGAAAUGCUGGGCAGAUGACAAGUGUUGCACAGAUGACAAAGGAUGCACAGAUGACGCGGGCUGUGAAGAUGACAAAGGCUGCGCAGAUGACAAAGGCUGUGCAGAUGACAAGGAAUGCACAGAUAUCACGGACUGCGCAGAUGACACGGGCUGCACAAAUGACAAAGGCUGCUAUCAUGACAAGGGCUGCAAUCAUGACAAGAGCCUCACUGAUAAAAAUGGCUGCACUGAUGGCACGGGCUGCAAUGAUGAUGGCACUGGCAUCACUGAUGACAUGGGCUUCAAUGAUGAUGACAAUGGGCUUGAGGAUUGCAUGCUACUGGGUGAUGACAAGAACCGCUCUGAUGAAAAGAAGCUGCAGCCAUUUAAAGAAGACACCAAUAGUGGCUUUACAAAGAAGGAUGGCAACUCCUAAAAAGAAUCCGUGUAGUAUUAAGACGAUUAUGUUGCAUUCAGAAGAUCAAAGACUAAAUCGAAACAAAUUAUUUCGCACUUUUGUUAUUCAAUUUAAAUAAAGUUUGAUAAAGAUCUUCAUAA
This is a messenger RNA of Dreissena polymorpha, 2269 nucleotides long. RefSeq names its product prestalk protein-like. Bases 66 to 2147 code for a protein of 693 amino acids. The transcript has 2 exons. NCBI's taxonomy places the organism in Eukaryota, Metazoa, Mollusca, Bivalvia, Myida, Dreissenidae. The record is from RefSeq and is a predicted model, not a curated record.